Molecule: messenger RNA, 2560 nt
Organism: Leptomonas pyrrhocoris
Lineage: Eukaryota; Euglenozoa; Kinetoplastea; Trypanosomatida; Trypanosomatidae
Exons: 1
Coding region: 62-2560 (832 amino acids)
Source: RefSeq, a predicted model, not a curated record
GUAACAACAGAAGAUAGGCUUUCCCAUUACCACGUCGUACACACAAACACAGACAAGGAAAAUGGCAGCGACAGGCUCUCUUCGCGGACGCGGUGACGCUACUCACACAGGCCACAUCACCAGUACCGCCAAUGCUCUCGAUGACCCGCACCUCCUCGGCACGCUGGUGAAGUCGGCCAAGAGCGCGUACAGCACACUGGGCCGUGCCCUCGACACAACGCUUUCGCACCAGCGCUUUGGCGGAGCCCAGAUGGAGCCGAGUGCGCUGACGAUGAACCGCCUAAAACGCGAGCGCCAGCUGCGCCUUCAGCAGGAGUUGCAGCGCGCGUGCGGCGACACCAGCGUGAGUGCAGGCAGCGGCGGCAGGAACGCGGCUGCGAGAGGGGUCGAUUGGACGAAUGAAACACGGCGCCCCGCGUCGCCCGCCUCUGGUGCAUUGGCGGCGUCGUCGUCGCGGGGCGGCCUGCACAUUCCGGCGCUCCCCACGAUGGCGCCCUCCAUGACAGCCGCCGCCGACGACGGCACCGAGUCGCUCGGUGGCACCAAAAUCGGCGGCGACGACCGCGGCUACGUCACCCUCAUCGGUGCCGUCCCGACCUUCGCCACGACGCGGAAGAUCGAGGACAACUACGAGUUGAUUAGCAGCUUCCGUGCUUACCGCACCGAUGCCCAGCGAAUGGAGCGGCAGGCGGCCUUGCGAGACUUCUCUGCUCCGCACCCGGAUCUGCUGGAGCAGCUUGCCCCGCUAAUUCAGCAGCGCAGAGCGUCGCGACCGCUGGAGGUGGUGGAUGUGGAGACGCUGCCGUACGGCCUGCGGCAGGCUUACGCCGCGCAGCAGCAGGCGCGUAGUCUUCCUGCUGUCGAUGCCCAGUCACCGGACAACGCGGGGAUGAUGAAGAUGGAGGAGGAGAUCCCUGGAGCGACGAUGCCGGUUGCUGCGGCGAUGGAGAACGCAACCGGCAGUCCUUCUGGACCUCUCCCUGGCACCUGGCCCUUCACCUGCCAGGGCCGCGUGGAGGCCGACCGUGUUAAGUCGCUCAACUACUUGCCCGGUUAUCGUCAGCCGGCGGUGGGGCAGUACCACGUGCGCUACGGCGUGGUGGAGCCGCGGGUCACCGGUGGCUACGUCAUGCCGCAGGCCCCCGCCCCGUCCCUCACGCGGGCCGCAGCGCAGCCGCCAAACGCCGAUGGGCGGCAGGGCGAUGAGGGGGCCGUGGAGGAGCGCCGGCAAGACGCCAGCGUGAACGGCGACGGUGAUCGCUACGGCGCAGACGCCGUCUUCGGUCUAACGAUGCGCGACGACGUUACCUCCAUCGCCGGGGCCCGUCACGGCACGGAGCGCUCUGGCGAAGACGACAGCAAUGCCCGGCGGAACAUCCCCAUCUCACACGGCGAGAACGUGAAGGGCAGCUCCAUGUUUCUCUCCCAGGUUCCACGGCAGGUCUCACAUGGCACGGCGGCACCAGACGUGUACUACUGGCCCUAUCCCGAUGCUCGCUCCACCGCAAAGCGCACGCCGUGUCUCGUGCAGCUCGACGUGCUGCCGACGCAGCGCCGCCGCGAGCCCCUUGUCUCAGGGGUGCCGGCGUCCGUCUACGAGGUCAGCGAGGACAUCGCUGCCAACCAGCCCCGCACCGUCACCAUGGACCGCACCACCGGGCGGGGGACCCACUGGUACGGCCGGGCACCGCCGCCCACCAACGGCGAGCUGCUGGACGUCGACCAGGCGUUGCGGGCGACGCGGGCAAAGGAGCGGGCGGCGACGCUGCCACCCCGCACACGCGAGGGCGACGGUCGUCCACGCAGCAGCAAUCACAACGACACGCUCGCCCCUGGUGGUGCUUCAGUGGGCGACACCGCCGUCUCGGUCGAGCACAACCUCAACUACCCGCGGUCGUUAAUUGGGGAUGCGGCGCAGCUGGCGCGUGUGCGAGACUUCGGCAAGGUGCCCAGCCGUGCGGAGAGGGAAGCGCGGGCCACGCUGGGCCUCACGGUGGCCUACCAAGGCGACGACGACGGUGCCUACGACCAAUCUGCGGAGGCAGAGGACGGUAGAUCGGAGUGGACGGAGGCGCGUAGCCGGUCCGCCAUCAUCCAUUCUUCCGCGCCGGGGCACAAUGACAUGCACGCUUCCAAUCCUACGGAGCUGGGCGAAGUGCCUUCCCUGGCCUUGACAAAGCCGCGCGUGGGCUGUGUGACGGACCUCGGCAAAGGCAGCGCACGCCCUGUGCACAUGGUCCCUCUCCACGAUCUCACGUACGACGUCGAUGGCGGGUACGCGCUGACGGGCGGACGGGUGAAGGGCACGCCGUCGAUUGGGAAAGUCGUCACUCGUCAACAAGCCGGCGGCCAAGGGGCAAAAGGUUGCGGAGCAAGCGUGAUGUACGACCCCACCAACUACCUCUCCCCGACUGUAAAGUUGGUGCCGGAUUUUGAGAAGCAAAUCACGAAGGAGCGCGAGUUCCGCGGCCACCGUGUGCAGUCGGAGCGGUACACGCGGCUAUUCCCUGCCGCGCCAGGACCUGGCCACUACACGGUCAACUACUCACUCGUGGAAUAA